This is a messenger RNA of Salvelinus namaycush (lake trout), 1208 nucleotides long. It is a transcript of the gene smim22, whose product is annotated as leucine rich repeat containing 2. Gene Ontology annotation, molecular function: protein binding. Bases 1 to 1050 code for a protein of 349 amino acids. The record is from RefSeq and is a predicted model, not a curated record. The transcript has 11 exons. Lineage: Eukaryota; Metazoa; Chordata; Actinopteri; Salmoniformes; Salmonidae.
AUGGAAUCAACAAUCAACUGUGAGAUUCAACCUAACAGUUCCAGAGGGGAAAUCAACAUGAGGGUGGACAGGAGGGUUGAUAUACCAGUUUAUGACAUCUCACUGCUCAGGAACAUUUGGGAAGGCAGAGAGAAAAAAUACAAAAACAAGCAGAAGAAGGAACACGAGCGAGUACAGAAAAGCGCUCUGACCAAGCAGAAACUCAAACAGGAUAAGUCACUGCUCCAAAACCGCCAUAAAAAAGCCAGCAAAUACAUUUUUGAACUGGAUGGUGAUAAAUGGAUGGAUCUUCCUGAUAAUCUUCUUGAUAUGACAUACCUUCGAGAAUGGCACAUAAGAAGAACUAAAAUCUGCAAAUUACCAGAGUGGAUUGUGCAGUUUCCGGACCUCUGCGUAUUGGAUGUACCCCAAAACGGAAUUGGCAAGCUGCCUGUUGAAAUAGGUCAAUUAACAAAGCUGAGGGUGCUGAAAGUUAAUUACAAUAGGCUGUCCAGUAUUCCUCCAGAACUUGGUGAAUGUGAGAAUCUGGAGAGAUUGGAGCUAACUGGAAAUGAUCUUGAACAGUUGCCUUUUGAGUUAAGCAAUCUCAAGAAAGUCACACACCUGGAUAUAGCAGAAAACCAAUUCGCCAGCAUACCCAUCUGUGCUCUUCGUAUGACAAGCCUACAAUUGUUGGAUAUGAGUAUCAACAUGUUGACGGAUUUGCCUGAGGAUAUGGACAGGUUGGAAGAAUUGGAAUCCUUGUUUGUUCAUAAGAAUAACAUGUCAUAUUUGCCAAAGUGUUUGGUAAAUAUCACUACACUCAAGAUGAUUGUUGUUAGUGGAGACACAUUGAUCUGCUGGCCUUCAGGGCUUAAAGAAAAUCCUGCCAUCAAAUUCAUUAAGCUAUAUGACAACAUGGUUGAUGAGAUAAUGGAGGGGGAUGAUGAGAUAUUGGAAACAAGACAAGACCAUCACAAAGAAUUUCUGCAGACAUACAUUGACACAGUGAAGGACAGAGAAACUGCGCCAACAUACACCACCAAAGUGUCAUUCUCAUGCUGUCUGUAAUGGAGAUUCAGAUGACCAGAAGAAAACGGACAACCAUGCUGCUGUGCAUGCAUUGCAUAUCAAUCCUCUGAACACUUGUAAACAGUGGCCGAGUUCCAGGCUGACUACAUUGCAGAUGCAUGCCAAAACUCACAUCACCUGGAUAGAUGUUUAACACA